AUGUGUCGUCAUGAAUACGAGCCGCUGCCGGAUACAGCAGUAUAUCGAAAGGAAAGAAGAAGAAACGGAGUCACAAUGAAUACCAGAGGACUUCGCUCUCAGCUUAAGGACAGUGUACCAGUGGCAGGUUUCUGUCCACAGGGAGCUUACGGAGUGCAGGACUCUCUGCGUAGUGGCUUCACCAGUGUCAAGAAUGACCUGAUUCCAAGCCAUCCGCUGGAGCUGUCAGAAAAAAAUUUUCAGCUUAACCAGGACAAAAUGAAUUUCUCAACACUCAGAAACAUUCAGGGUCUUCACGCUCCGCUCAAACUGCAGAUGGAGUACAGGGCGGCCCGGCAGAUCCAGCGUCUGCCGUUCCUACAGAGCUCAAACUUGGCUCUCGAUACUCUGCGAAACAGCGACGAGUGCAUUGGAUUUGAGGACAUUCUCAGUGAUCCAGCCCAGAGUGAAGUGAUGGGUGAGCCACACAUGAUGGUGGAAUACAAACUGGGAUUAUUGUGAAUGAGGAUGGACACACAGAUAUUAUUAUUAUUAUGUCUGAAUACAUUUGUUUAUUGACUCCAUGAUAAAAAUGAACAGCUCAGCUGGAGUGUUGCAAUCUGGGCAGGAAAUGGGCGUGUUUGUGUUGUGGUCUUUAAAUGGGUCACUAACACAGGCUGCUUUUGUAUGAUUUCCAUCUGGUUAUUUCUAAUAAACUUCACAACUUUCCUCAUGA
Molecule: messenger RNA, 715 nt
Organism: Archocentrus centrarchus (flier cichlid)
Lineage: Eukaryota; Metazoa; Chordata; Actinopteri; Cichliformes; Cichlidae
Gene: pomp
Product: proteasome maturation protein
Exons: 6
Coding region: 1-501 (166 amino acids)
Biological process (GO): proteasome assembly
Cellular component (GO): cytoplasm; nucleus
Source: RefSeq, a predicted model, not a curated record